Messenger RNA from Trichechus manatus latirostris (Florida manatee), 6767 nucleotides. RefSeq names its product paternally expressed 10 (gene PEG10). NCBI's taxonomy places the organism in Eukaryota, Metazoa, Chordata, Mammalia, Sirenia, Trichechidae. Gene Ontology annotation, cellular component: cytosol. The transcript is spliced from 2 exons. The record is from RefSeq and is marked reviewed. Gene Ontology annotation, molecular function: zinc ion binding; nucleic acid binding.
ACACGCGCUUCAACUUCGGUUGGUGUGUGUCGAAGAAACCUGACUGCGCUCUGGGGAGAACAGCGGAAAGGGUCCACCGAGCCUCGCGAAAGGUCCGCUGAGCGGGCUCGCGUCCGGAGCCACUCCGGGCUGCAGAGCACCCAGCGGAGCCCACGCCUGGCACUGGUGUGGGACCCGUCCUUCCUGUCUUCGCAGAGAGGUCCUCGCGUGGUGAGUAUGCGGAAUAAACGGCUUUUGAAAACAAGAAGAAGGAAGGGUGGAAGAAGCGGCCAGGAUCCAGGCCCCCAGUCUCACCACAGUGAAGCUACACCUGGGAGGUCUCCUCCCACCCCAACUCUCAACCUGGGGCCCGACUGCCCACCUCCUCCUCCUCCUCCCCCCCCCAACCACCCCUCCUCCUCUUCCUCCAAACACAGCGGCCAAAAGGGCCAGUACAACGCCAACCUGUCGGAGCGAAAGAGAGACGAUCUCUCUGAAGAGAUCAAUUCCCUAAGAGAGAAGGUCAUGAAGCAGUCCGAGGAGAACAACAACCUGCAGAACCAGGUGCAGAAGCUCACAGAGGAGAACACGUCUCUGCGCGAGCAGGUGGAGCCCGCCCCUCAGGCUGAGGAGGAUGACCUCGAGCUCUGUGGUGCUGCAGCGGCUGCUGCCCCACCUCCUCCCUGCGAGGAAGAGUGCCCCGAUGACCUACCCGAGAAAUUUGAUGGCAACCCUGACAUGUUGGCUCCUUUCAUGGCCCAGUGCCAGCUCUUCAUGGAAAAGAGCACCAGAGAUUUCUCAGUGGAUCGCGUCCGCGUCUGCUUCGUGACCAGCAUGAUGACCGGCCGUGCCGCCCGCUGGGCCUCUGCAAAGCUGGAGCAGUCCAAUUACCUGAUGCACAACUACCCAGCCUUCAUGAUAGAAAUGAAGCACGUCUUUGAAGACCCUCAGAGGCGAGAGGCUGCCAAGCGCAAGAUCCGACGUCUGCGCCAAGGCAUGGGGUCAGUCAUCGACUAUUCCAACGCUUUCCAGAUGAUUGCCCAGGACCUGGAUUGGAACGAGCCUGCGCUGAUUGACCAGUACCAUGAGGGCCUCAGUGACCACAUUCAGGAGGAGCUGUCCCGCCUGGAAGUUGCCAAGUCGCUGCCUGCCCUGAUCGGCCAGUGCAUCCACAUUGAAAGAAGGCUGGCCAGGGCGGCUGCAGCUCGGAAGCCACGCUCCCCGCCCCGUGCGCUGAUGCUGCCUCACUCUUCAGGCCACCACCAGGUAGAUCCAACCGAGCCUGUGGGAGGUGCCCGCAUGCGCCUGACCCAGGAAGAAAAAGAAAGGCGCAGAAAGCUGAACCUCUGUCUCUACUGUGGAACAGGAGGUCACUACGCCGACAGCUGUCCUGCCAAGGCCUCAAAGGCUUCACCGGCGGGAAACUCCCCGGCCCCGCUGUAGAGGGACCAUCAGCGACCGGGCCAGAAAGAAUAAGGUCCCCACGAGAUGAAAUUUCAACUCCACACUUGCAGGUGAUGCUCCAGAUUCAUCUUCCAGGCAGACACACCUUGUUUGUCCGAGCCAUGAUUGAUUCUGGUGCUUCUGGCAACUUCAUUGAUCACGAAUAUGUUGCUCAGAAUGGAAUUCCUCUGCGAGUAAAGGAUUGGCCAAUACUUGUAGAAGCAAUUGAUGGCCGCCCCAUAGCAUCAGGCCCAGUGGUCCACGAAACACACGACCUGAUAGUUGACCUGGGAGAUCACCGCGAGGUGCUGUCAUUCGAUGUGACUCAGUCUCCAUUCUUCCCCAUAGUCCUAGGGGUUCGUUGGCUGAGCAUACAUGAUCCCAACAUUACAUGGAGCACCCGAUCAAUCGUCUUUGAUUCUGAAUAUUGCCGAUAUCACUGCCGGAUGUAUUCUCCACUACCACCAUCGCCUCCACCAGCACCACAGCCGUCAAUUUAUUACCCGGUGGAUGGAUACAGAGUUUACCAACCAGUGAGGUAUUAUUAUGUCCAGAAUGUGUACACUCCAGUAGAUGAAAAUGUUUACCCAGACAACCACGUGGCUGACUGCAGUGUAGACAUGAUACCAGGAGCACACAGCAUUCCAAGUGGACAUAUUUACUCACUGUCUGAACCUGAAAUGGCUGCUCUUCGAGAUUUUGUGGCAAGAAAUGUGAAAGAUGGGCUAAUUACUCCAACCAUCGCACCAAAUGGAGCUCAAGUUCUCCAAGUGAAAAGGGGAUGGAAGCUGCAAGUUUCUUACGAUUGUCGAGCUCCCAACAAUUUCACCAUCCAGAAUCAGUAUCCUCGACUGUCUAUUCCAAAUUUAGAUGACCAAGCUCACCUGGCAUCAUAUGUUGAAUAUGUACCACAAGUACCUGCAUACCAAGCAUACCCCACCUAUGCAACAUACCCGACCUACCCAGUAGGAUUCGCCUGGUACCCAGUGGGAAGAGAUGGGCAUGGGCGGUCAUUAUAUGUACCUGUUAUGAUCACUUGGAAUCCACAUUGGUACCGCCAGCCUCCGGUACCUCAGUACCCGCCGCCGCCACCACCGCCGCCUCCGCCACCAUCUUACAGCACCAUGUAAAUACCCGUCAUGUCCUUCAGAAUCUCCACCCUCAAGAUUUAUUCCUCUUCAGCUUCUCAACCACUGACUGUGUGCUAAAUUGGACUAUGGUAGCUUCAGGCCAAACUUGAGGCACAUCUUCUCUGAGACAGCUACAGAAGGUCAAGGCCACCUGGACUGGCACACACCCUAAAGCACCAAAAGACCUUCGGUAUUUUCUGGGAGCAACAGAACAUUUACCAACAAAGUAUCUCCCAGUUUUCCACCUUGACUGCCAAGCUCACUAAAAUACUUUUAAAAAGUUUACUUUCCAGCGAAUCCUGGAAGCCAGCCUGGAUUUUACUUGCUGAAACCUCUUUGUCACCAUCUGAAUUGUAGGCUACCAGAGUCCUGUUAAACAUUUACAGAGAAGCUGAUGCAAACACAGGAAAAGCUGUUUUCUUUAUGGAGGGGGGGAGAAAAAGAGGAAGAGGACGUGACUUUUCUUGCAGUCUUGGUACUCUCCACACAUUUCUGGAGGAUCGGCGCCUUAUCAAGGAGGCCACAAUUAUUGGUGCAGUGUGAAACGACUUCCAUGAUCCUCUUGCUGCACCCUUAGAAUCUUCACCAUCUUCAAACUCCACUUUCAUGGUUCCGUUAAUUCUCAAGGAGCAGCAACUCGACCAGUUCUCCCAGGAGCAGGCAAAACCCUGCCACACGUCACACCUCAGGCCUGAGAAAGAAGUGCCCUCUCAGACGGAUUAUUGCAUGGUAAGGGUGUGCCUUCACAUCCUGGUGCAAAUCACAUGUACCCAAGAACUCUGGCUUUCUCACAACACCUUGCCAUCGUCACGCCAGUAAUGGCUCCCACAAAACAUUGAACCUGGUGACCAGAGACUAUUGGUGGCUCCAGGUGUGUUAGAUAUUUGUGAAAUGUUGUGACCAUCUCUCCACCAUGUGCCAGGGCUAAGAGUAACAAGUCAAAAGGACUCCUAAAUCCCAUACCCAACUCUUAAAAGAGACUGAGUUAAUGUUACCAACUUGUCCUGAUGGUACAGAAAGAUUGUUCCUGAGCAUUGUUAAUUGGCUGGAAAAGCUACCACCUGAAAGUCUUGAAAGCAUUUGUCCACGUCUCUGCCCUCAUAUGUAUCUGGGCAUUUCAUCAUCAGUCCCUUCAUUGGAUUAUAGCACUUGGAUGCUUAGAGAGGGGAAAUGAUUUUAGUACCCAGGCCCACACUCCUAUGCCUGGGAGGGAUCUCUGAAGAAGAGUAGGUUAGGGCACUUGACACUGUCUGAAGGAUAUGGACUUCUUUGAUGAAUUUCAAAUCCAGCUGCAUGACCUGACCUUUCUUCCAGGUCUAGAUGGAUAACCACUGCAAAGGAAUCGGAGUCCACUUAAUGGAAAAGGGCCCCUCCGGGAGACGGAACCAGCAUUAAGCUGCCAGUGGAUGAAAGGCCUCUAAAACCAUCUCAAAGCUACAGACAACACAAUGUUGUCCUCAAUCCAGUGAUACCUUCUGGUAUCACUUUGGCUGCUUUGUUCUAACCUGGGACUGCCUGACUUCCUUUAGCCUGGUCCCUUGCUACUACCUUGAACUGUUUGUCUAACUUCUCUCUUUCUGUUUAAUCCUUUACUACUGCCAUUAACCCUACUGCAGGAUUUGUGUCGUCCGUCCUGCCUUGGUUGCUAAGACUCCAUUUUGCGGCCACGCACGGAGAAGAAAGAGGCAGGCUUCAAGGAGCAUGUGCUUCAACACACAAAUCUCCAAUUGCCAAAACACAGUUUGAGCAGUAGAAAACAACAUGAUGUAUAUUUCAAAUUGUCUAACAUGAAGUGGAGUCUAAUGGUGAAGUUUCGUUUUCCAUCAGCAUCAUCUUUCACUUUUUCAUUAUUACCUACCCUUAUUCUUGCAUGUUAAAAUACUUAAAAUUUUUAGCUGUAGGUUAGUAGUAUCCUUUCACAGUGUUUAAAAAUGGUGACUGUACUUUCAAAAUUUAUUUCCAUUGAAUAGCAAAGUACCAUUUGAUUUUAGUGACAAUGAUAAGUAACGUAGUAUAAAAUGUUUCUUUACUGUGAACUUCUUUUACAACACUGUGAAUGAGAGGCUCCUACAAACUGGAGUAUAUUCAUCCUGUUCAUUCUUCAAUUUUAACAUCAUUUCAGUUUUAUUGAUUGGAUUUCUAAAAAUCACACAAAAGGACAUACAAUUUCAAGGAAGAUACCUAAUUAGCUACUUAUUUGAUCCAAAACAACAUUUUUUUUUCUUUGAAAGCUUGUCAGUCGCUUGUGUUUUAGUGUAAUUACUUUGAAAAUGGUGCAUUUGUGCUUCUGGACUCUUUUGAAGCGACACUUCAGUUUACCUCGGAUACCAAUCCAUCCUCCAUACAUUUGAAAUCACAUUGUUCUGUGUCAAAUUUACAGUUGUCAAUUGAUCUUCAAGCUGCAGAGGGCCUAGAAACGGGCCAUUGUCUGUAGCCCUGGCAUGUGCACAUGGACAUUUGCCACCACAGAAAGCAAAAGUCUGAUCAGCAACAAAAAUGGUCAGGGAGAGCAUGCUGGUGUGGGUUCACAACUCACUGACGAAGUCCCUGAUGCAAGUUUGGCUGUUUUCUAAAGCUUGUGACUUACUUCUUGGCAGUGUGUACUAUGCUCUAUUGCGAUACAUACUCUAUUAAUGUAGAUGUUAAGGAUAAGUAAUCUUAAAUUUCUUGUACUUUAGUAUCUCAAUUUGAAUAAGUUUCCUUUCAUUCAAUUGAUUUAUUGAUCAAAUUAAGUUACUUAUCACUUUAAGUUAAUUGGAUUGUUUAAAAAAAAUUUUUGGCAUUUCCCAACAAAAUGCCUUUUUUCAUAAGAAAGAAAAAAGCAAAGGAAUUUAAUCUCUAUCUAAAGAAGUUUUAAAAGGGAGCAAAAUAAAAGCAUAAAAGAGAGAAAUCAAAACAUCAGAAUUACUAAGCAAAACCAGUAGUUGGUUCUUUGAAACAAACUGGCAAAAUUGAUUGACUGUUGGCCUACAUUUUCAUCGUUAAUUAAUGAAACCAAGAAGGAGAAAGAAGAUAUGACAGCUCCCAUUGUUAGGUAAGCCUGGAGAGAGCUAGCUAAGGUCAUCAUGCUAGGAUAUUGAAACAGAAAGUUUUACAUACAUUUAUGAAGGGUCAGUUUAGUUUGAGCAAUGAGGUAUUUGUGUUAGAUGCUGGAAAAUUGAGGAUUUAGUUUGAUUAAAUCAUGUGUGGCUUACAGAAUAAGAAGGGCACAUCUAUAUGGUGCAGUCUGGAUUUCUGUUUUAAGUUUGCAGGUACCUCACGCUCCUGAAUUGAUCCGGUUGUCAUCCACCACAGACAUCUCACAUCAGAUACCGUUCAAGAUUGGCAACAGAGAACACCUUCCUGGAAAGACCUGGGCAGAAAUGAAGAACCCUGAGAGGAACCAUGCUGCAUUUAAAGAGAGGACACAUCUGGUGGGAUAGAGAGUUCUUUGUUGUUUGAGAUUGUAGAACGCUAUCAAAAAGGUCUGUGGAAACUUGCAUUGUUUAUUAUUUCUUUGUGUAAUCAGUUUAAGUAAUAGGGGAUAUUAUAUAUAAUCAUAAGUACUUUAGUGAUGGGAGGGACUAUUAAGUAAUCUUAAGUGGGUGGGAUUAAUUAGAAAGUUAGAAUAUUAUAUUAUGUAUUAGGUAUCUCUAUAAUUAGACUUGUGUAUCUAUAUGUGACCCUUUACCCUGUAAUUGUUACCCAUAAAGAUUUCAAGUGAAUGCAGAGGGAACCGUGGGGAGAUCAACCUACUUAGGACUAAUUGGACAUGGUAAAAAAACCUAGUGAAAGAAAGUUAAAAGGUGAUUGGAUAAAGAAAUUAAUAGAGACCUCUUUGCCCUGGAUAUUAACUCCAGCAAUCGAGGUUGUGAGCAAACGUUUUAGAAAGAAAGUCACAGCGUGGAUUGGUGCCCUUGAGAAAUUGUUGCUAGAAUGACAUUGAUAAUGACGGAUGGUAAUUAUUCAUGGAAGUGAUAAAUAAGAAUCUUUGUUUUUGCUCCUAUCAGUAGCCCUCCUCCUCACCCCUGCCUUUUCUCCCUACCCCUUUACCUCCUACCCUACCCCUUUGCCUCCUACCCUACCCCUGUCUUAUCUCCCUAUCCCUACCCCCUUCAAAUUGUGCUCUUUUUAUUGCUGUAUUCUUUUUAAUCAAUAUUUCUCUCUACUUACUAAUAAUUGUAUUGUGUUAUGAUAUAAUAAAAAUUCAAUAAAGAUUUAGUGGUUAAGUGCAAA